GUGAUCUGAGAAUGUCAGAAGAUGAAGCAGACAUGCCUGUUGCUGAAUCCAGCAUAGGCAAGGCACUCAAAGAACAAUGUAAGCUGGACAAGGAUAUGCUGGGCAUGAUGAAGACAGAUGACAAAAAGAAAAGAUUCGACUUCCUGCUGAGUCAGACUGAACUGUUUGCUCAUUUUAUCAGUGGUGCCAAUAAACCACCCAAGAGUCCUAUCAAGCAAGUAGGAAGACCCAAGAAAGUGGAAGAACCAGAGACUCCAACUAGUGGAUCACACAGACACAGAAAAACUGAGAAACAAGAAGAUGAGGAGUUACUGGAAGAAACGAGAAGUUCCGCGAACGUAAUCACCAGAUUUGACAAGUCGCCACAUUAUAUUAAGUUUGGAGAAAUGAGGGAUUAUCAGGUUCGUGGACUGAACUGGCUGAUUUCUUUGUACGAAAAUGGACUAAACGGAAUCCUAGCCGACGAAAUGGGUCUAGGUAAAACACUCCAGACGAUCUCUCUGAUAGGCUACAUGAAGCACUUCCGUAACAUUUCCGGACACCUGGUGGUUGUUCCCAAGUCUACUCUUCAGAACUGGAAAAACGAGUUCAGCAGAUGGUGCCCCAGUAUUCGAACUGUGAUCCUGAUCGGUCUGGAGGAAGCUAGGAAAAAGAUAAUAGGGGUGGAGAUCAAGGGUGGAGACUGGGACGUCGUUAUCACAAGUUACGAGAUGUGUAUCAUUGAAAAGUCCUGUCUCAAGAAGUUCCUGUACAGAUACAUUGUUAUAGACGAGGCUCAUCGGAUUAAAAACGAAAAUUCCAAGUUAUCAAUGGUGAUGAGGACGUUCUCCUCGACCAACAGACUCCUUUUAACUGGUACUCCUUUACAAAACAAUCUCCAUGAGUUGUGGGCCCUCCUUAACUUCCUCCUUCCUGAUGUCUUCUCCUCCUCAGACGAUUUCGACGGAUGGUUCAAUUCUAACGAUUGUCUUGAGGACGGAAGCAUGGUCCAGAAACUUCACAACGUGCUGCGUCCCUUCCUCUUGCGGAGACUGAAGAGCGACGUGGAGAAGAGCUUACUGCCAAAGAAGCAGGUCAAGAUCUGGGUUGGGAUGAGUAAGAUGCAGCGAGAAUGGUACACAAAGGUGUUGAUGAAGGAUAUCGACACUAUCAACGGAGCAGGCAACUCAAACAAGACGAGGUUGUUGAACAUUCUCAUGCAGCUCAGAAAGUGUACUAACCAUCCUUAUCUGUUCGACGGUGCUGAACCAGGUCCUCCUUACACCACUGACAUGCAUCUGAUUACGAACUGUGGUAAACUACAAGUGUUGGAUAAGUUACUCUUUAAGCUGAAGGAGAGGGGUUCCAGAGUUCUCAUCUUCUCACAGAUGACAAGAUUGCUAGAUAUUCUGGAGGAUUACCUUAUCUGGAGAGGUUUCAAAUAUUUCCGACUUGACGGACAAACUGACCACGACGAGAGACAGGCUAACAUCGACAAGUUCAACGCUCCAGGAAGUGAAGUGUUCGUUUACAUCCUGUCUACAAGAGCUGGUGGUCUAGGUAUUAACCUGAUGACUGCUGACACUGUCGUUCUGUACGACAGCGAUUGGAACCCUCAGAUGGAUCUUCAAGCUCAGGAUAGAGCUCACAGGAUCGGACAAAAGAAACAGGUGAUGAUCUACAGGUUUGUAACAGAAAGUACGGUAGAGGAGAGGAUCAUAGAGAAAGCAGAGCGGAAACUAAAACUGGAUCAUCUCGUAAUCCAGCAGGGUCGUCUGGUGGACCCCAACACCAAGGUCAACAAAGAAGAGAUGUUAUCCUGGAUCCGAAGCGGAGCUGACUUCAUCUUCUCCGGGAAGGACAGCACAGUAACUGACGAGGAUAUAGAUGAGCUGAUAGGAAGAGGCGUGAAGAAGACAGAGGAGUUGAACCAACAGAUGGAGAGUAAAAGUGAGGAGAAUCUGAAGGGGUUCGCCAUGGAAGAGAACGAGUAUACUGUCUACAACUUCGAGGGAGUAGACUACAAACAGAAACAGAAAGUGUUUACUCACUGGAUAGAACCACCCAAACGCGAGAGGAAAGCUAACUAUCAUGUUGACUCUUACUUUAGAGACGCUUUGAGAACUUCAGAACCGAAAGCACCUAAAGCCCCACGACCACCUAAACAGCCAAGCAUACAAGAUUUCCAGUUCUUCCCUCCUCGACUUUUCGAACUGUUGGAUCAGGAGAUUUACUUCUACCGCCAACAAGUCAACUAUAAGGUGCCACUGAAUGUAGACCUGCCGAAGGAUGAAGCGAAGGCAGUUCAGAAGGAGGACCAGGAGAAGAUAGAUAACGCUCAGCCUCUCAAUGAGGAGCAACAAGCUGAGAAGGAUGCGUUACUAGAGGAGGGUUUCACCAUGUGGAACAAGAGAGAUUUCAACAACUUUAUAAAGGCCUGUGAGAAAUGGGGGAGGGAUGACGUGGAGAAUAUCGCUGAUGAUGUGGAGGGUAAAACACCCGAGGAGGUGAAAGCGUACAUGGAGGUGUUUUGGGAGAGGUGUAAUGAGUUACAGGAUCUGGAGAAGAUAAACAGUCAGAUAGAACGAGGAGAGGCGAAGAUAGAGAGAAGACAGAACACUCGACGUGCUCUGGAGGCUAAGAUGGCGAGGUACCGAGCACCAUUCCACCAGCUCAAGAUGCAGUACGGAACUAACAAAGGGAAACACUACAACGAGGAGGAAGACAGGUUCCUGGUUUGCAUGCUUUAUCAGCUGGGUAUUGACAAGGAGAACGUCUACGACGAGCUGAGGACUGAAGUUAGAAACGCUCCCCUCUUCAGAUUCGACUGGUUCUUAAAGUCCAGAACUGCAGCU
This is a messenger RNA of Bolinopsis microptera, 2834 nucleotides long. Its product is annotated as SWI/SNF-related matrix-associated actin-dependent regulator of chromatin subfamily A member 5-like. Gene Ontology annotation, cellular component: chromatin; nucleus. Gene Ontology annotation, biological process: nucleosome organization; regulation of transcription by RNA polymerase II. Gene Ontology annotation, molecular function: ATP binding; DNA binding; ATP hydrolysis activity. Lineage: Eukaryota; Metazoa; Ctenophora; Tentaculata; Lobata; Bolinopsidae. The record is from RefSeq and is a predicted model, not a curated record.